Apus apus (common swift) is the source of this 4243-nucleotide messenger RNA. RefSeq names its product protein phosphatase 4 regulatory subunit 3A (gene PPP4R3A). Gene Ontology annotation, molecular function: protein phosphatase activator activity. Gene Ontology annotation, biological process: protein dephosphorylation; DNA damage response. The transcript has 17 exons. Bases 832 to 3486 code for a protein of 884 amino acids. Gene Ontology annotation, cellular component: protein phosphatase 4 complex; nucleoplasm. Lineage: Eukaryota; Metazoa; Chordata; Aves; Apodiformes; Apodidae. The record is from RefSeq and is a predicted model, not a curated record.
GAGGAGGAGGAGGAGGAGGAAGAAGAAUAUGGCGGCGGAGUCGGGCUGGGAGUGAAGCCGCCGCCUGCGCCGGGAGCCCAUGGGGGAGACGGGGCACUGAGCCCGCCCGCCUCACCCCUCCCCGGGACAGGCAGCGCUCGCAGGCCCUGACCAGCCCCGGCGGGCAGGAGGGCGGCUCCUCGAAGCCCCGCGCUGACGGACGGCGAGCGAGGGGCCUCGGGCCUGGGCAGCUGCUGCACAAUAGAGCCGAGCUCCAGGCCGGGGCAAGCAGGCCCUCUCCCGCCUGCCUCCCCGCGCCUGCUUCACCCCGGCCUCGCCAUCCUCCCGCCUGCUUCCCUCUCCAGGGCCUCAGCCUCCGGGGUCGCCUGCUCCUGUCAGCCCCGGCCGCCUGCCCGUUGACGCCCGUGCCAUCUGCUGUCCACCACUGCUUCGACUUCCCUGGAUCCGCUUCUCCAGGAUCCCUUCUGCACCGCCUCUCCUGUCUGCCCUUCAUCCUGCAAAAAGCCUCAUUUCUCUCUGCGGCACUCCCCUGCCUAGUCGUACUCGCCUUUUGUGCAGCGCCUGACUCUGCCUGGAGCAGCUCCCCUUUGACAUCUUCACCUCUUUUCUUGUUUCCCCUCUUCCCCUGCGCCCCCUCAUCCUCUGUUACCCUGGAUAAUGAGGUCCCGUUGGCGCACUGAAGAGUAAGAAGAGCUCGCUUGUCGUGCCCUUGUGGGGCUGCUACCUUCUUUCCCGCUCCCCUCCUUUGAGGGGGGCCUAGUCCUCGACCAGCCUUCUGCUUCUCCAGCAAUUGCAAACCAGAGUGGUGGCUGUGGUGUGGCAGGCGGCAGGAUGACUGACACCCGGCGGAGGGUGAAGGUUUACACGCUAAACGAGGACCGCCAGUGGGAUGAUCGAGGCACAGGGCAUGUGUCCUCUUGCUACGUGGAGAGACUGAAGGGCAUGUCCCUGCUAGUCAGGGCAGAGAGUGAUGGCUCUCUUCUUUUGGAGUCCAAAAUUAACCCAAACACUGCAUACCAGAAGCAACAGCCCUCCUCUCCCCAGAGGAAAAAGACAGACCUGCCCUGGUCCAGUGCUGGAUUUUAUUCAGAGACUUCAGAGCUUUUAUUUAUUCAACUUACUGCAGUUAAUGUGGUCUUCCUAAAUCCCUUUCUUCUGUGUACCACCUCUUCCUCAACCUUUGGAAAAGGAAAAGGUAAACUAUUUGCCAUUUGCAAGGAUACCUUGAUUGUGUGGUCUGAAGCUGAAAAUUAUGAUUUGGCACUUAGCUUUCAAGAAAAAGCAGGAUGUGAUGAAAUAUGGGAAAAAAUAUGUCAGGUUCAAGGCAAAGAUCCUUCUGUUGAUAUUACUCAGGACCUUGUUGAUGAAUCUGAGGAAGAACGUUUUGAUGAUAUGUCAUCACCAGGUCUAGAAUUGCCAUCUUGUGAAUUAAGUCGACUAGAAGAAAUUGCAGAACUUGUGGCAUCUUCGCUGCCCUCACCGUUACGUCGUGAAAAACUCGCACUAGCACUAGAAAACGAGGGCUAUAUUAAGAAGCUCUUAGAAAUUUUUCAUGUGUGUGAAGACUUGGAGAACACUGAAGGACUACACCACUUAUAUGAAAUUAUCAAGGGAAUUUUCCUUUUGAACAGAACUGCACUUUUUGAAGUCAUGUUUUCCGAGGAAUGUAUAAUGGACGUAAUUGGAUGCCUAGAAUAUGAUCCGUCUUUAUCACAGUCACGGAAACACAGGGAAUUUCUGACUAAAACAGCAAAAUUUAAAGAGGUGAUUCCUAUAUCUGAUCCAGAGCUGAAGCAAAAAAUACAUCAGACAUACAGAGUACAGUAUAUUCAAGAUAUGGUCCUACCCACUCCCUCAGUUUUUGAGGAAAAUAUGCUAUCAACACUUCAUUCUUUCAUCUUUUUUAAUAAAGUGGAAAUAGUUGGUAUGUUACAGGAGGAUGAAAAAUUUCUGACAGACUUGUUUGCCCAACUAACAGAUGAAGCCACAGAUGAGGAGAAAAGACAGGAAUUGGUAAAUUUUCUUAAAGAAUUUUGUGCGUUCUCUCAAACACUGCAGCCUCAAAACAGAGAUGCAUUUUUCAAAACCUUGUCAAAUAUGGGCAUACUGCCAGCACUAGAAGUCAUACUGGGUAUGGAUGAUGCACAAGUACGAAGUGCAGCCACUGAUAUAUUCUCAUAUUUGGUUGAAUACAACCCAUCCAUGGUACGAGAGUUUGUCAUGCAGGAAGCGCAGCAGAAUGAUGAUGAUAUAUUACUCAUUAACCUCAUCAUAGAACACAUGAUUUGUGACACAGAUCCAGAACUUGGAGGGGCAGUUCUACUUAUGGGUUUGCUUCGUACUUUAGUUGAUCCAGAAAAUAUGCUUGCCACUGCCAAUAAAACAGAAAAGACUGAGUUCUUGGGUUUCUUCUACAAACACUGUAUGCAUGUUCUGACAGCCCCUUUGUUGGCCAAUACUACCGAGGACAAGCCUAGCAAAGAUGAUUUUCAGACAGCCCAACUCUUGGCAUUGAUAUUGGAAUUGCUAACUUUCUGUGUAGAACAUCACACUUAUCACAUAAAGAACUACAUCAUUAACAAAGAUAUCCUGCGAAGAGUGCUCGUUCUCAUGGCCUCAAAGCACGCUUUCUUGGCAUUGUGUGCCCUUCGUUUCAAGAGAAAGAUAAUUGGACUAAAGGAUGAAUUCUACAACCGUUACAUAAUGAAAAGUUUUUUGUUUGAACCUGUGGUCAAAGCAUUUCUAAAUAAUGGUUCCCGUUAUAAUCUGAUGAACUCUGCCAUAAUAGAGAUGUUUGAAUUUAUCAGAGUGGAAGAUAUAAAAUCAUUAACAACUCAUGUAAUUGAGAAUUACUGGAAAGCACUGGAAGAUGUAGAUUAUGUGCAGACAUUCAAAGGACUGAAACUACGAUUUGAGCAACAAAGGGAAAGACAAGAUAAUCCAAAACUUGACAGCAUGCGCUCCAUUCUGAGAAACCACAGGUACAGAAGGGAUGCGAGAACCCUGGAGGAUGAGGAGGAAAUGUGGUUUAAUACUGAUGAAGAUGAUAUGGAAGAUGGAGAGGCAGUGGUGCCCCCUUCUGACAAAACUAAAAAUGAUGAAGAUAUUAUGGACCCUAUCAGUAAAUUCAUGGAAAGGAAAAAAUUAAAAGAGAGUGAAGAAAAAGAAGUUCUUCUGAAAACUAACCUUUCAGGGCGUCAAAGCCCCAGUUUCAAGCUUUCCUUCUCCAGUGGUACAAAAUCUAACCUUACCAGCCAGUCCUCUGCAAGUAAUCUGCCUGGGUCUCCAGGGUCUCCUGGAUCCCCAGGGUCCCCUGGGUCUCCAGGAUCAGUUUCUAAAAGCACAUCUCAGAUGGCAGCUAUUACAACUAAGGGAGGCCUCGUUGGUCUUGUAGAUUAUCCUGAUGAUGAUGAAGAGGAUGAUGAAGAUGAAGAUAAAGAGGAAACUUUACCUUUGUCAAAGAAAGCAAAGCUUGAGUCAUCAUAAUGGCAACUGCUGAAGAACGUUAUCAGUUGGGGGAAGGUUAUUUUUUCCAAAAACAAAACCCACAGCAAAGCAGCAAUCUUUUGUGAAUUACUGUGUGUGACACAGAUCAACCUGUACAAAUGGAUUUCUGCCAAUCAAGUGCCAAUUCAAAGGAACAGAAGAAGGGGAACUAUUUCAGUUAGGGGAAAGACGCCUUUUAGCUCUCCAGCUUGGACCACACAUUGCCCUUUUCUCAGGGAAGGAAAUGGAAAACAAAAAUUAAAAAAAAAGGCAAACAAAAAAGCCAACAGGGCAGGAGUUUUGUUAGUGGAACUCUGGAUUGGCUGGUCAGUUGCUACAAUCAGAAUAUGCUUUCUUGGACCAUGUAUGAGACUUCUGAAGAAAAGGCAGGUUUUGCCAUAAUUCUUCACUAGUUAAGAAUGCCAGCAGUUUCUUUGUAUAAAAGAGACCUGCCUUUGAAAUCGUACAUUCUGAACAUUUUAGUCAAGCUACAACAGGUUUUAAAAACCUCUAUGGGGGAGGGCUGAAUAUAAAGUUUCCUUUUUUUUUUUUUUUUAAUCUGUUCCCUUUGCCCUUUAAACUGCAAAUUUUUUUUUGGAGGUGGGGGAUUUGUUUGUCCCUUCUUGAUUAAAGAUUGAGUGGAAUUCUAGAUGUGGUCACUUUCGUGUCAUAAUUUUUUUUUUUUUUGCCCCCCUGAGUGUAUGCUUAGUUGUUGAGUAUAUAUUUGGGACCAUUAAAAUUUUUUGAUGUAAUAUAA